Messenger RNA from Ahaetulla prasina, 1813 nucleotides. RefSeq names its product COP9 signalosome subunit 7A (gene COPS7A). The coding region runs from base 444 to 1271 and encodes 275 amino acids. The record is from RefSeq and is a predicted model, not a curated record. NCBI's taxonomy places the organism in Eukaryota, Metazoa, Chordata, Lepidosauria, Squamata, Colubridae. Gene Ontology annotation, biological process: COP9 signalosome assembly. Gene Ontology annotation, cellular component: COP9 signalosome. The transcript has 8 exons.
AGCGAGGAAGGCAGGUAGAAAGGGCUGCUCUGGGGCACUUAUGGAGCCCGGUUGGAUCUGAUGGGCGUUCCUGGUGGAGAGACACAGCAGCAGCAAAGGCACUUUCCCUUGCUCUCAAUCCACUCUCUCUCUUUUGCCAACGUGACCUGAAGAUGGGUCUGCUUUCCUGGAGCGGCUCUCGUGCGCUUCUCUCCUCUUCCCUGCCGCAGCUUCUUUCCCGCGGAAGCUGAUCCUUUUCUCCCUUUGUUUUUUGUCUUCUGUCCAUAAAACGCUUCGUUCCUCUCCGUUAGUUACCUCUUCUUUUCUGGCCUGCUCACCCUGACAGUUAGGUAGAAUUACACUUGCUACACAUUCAUGCACAGCCUUGAGCGUGCCCAGAGACAUUCGUCUGAACCGAGGGUGGUGGGGGCUGCAAGUCCUGAACCAUUCUGAUUGCUAGCCCAAUGGCAGCCGAAGUGAAGGUGUCUGGGCAGAAUCAGGAGCAGUUUCUGCUGCUGGCAAGAUCUGCCCGCGGAGCUGCUCUGGCCAGCCUCAUUCAUCAAGUGCUGGAAGCCCCCGGUAUUUAUGUUUUUGGAGAGCUGCUUGAUAUGCCAAAUGUUCAAGAGCUUGCUGAAAGUGAAUUCUCACCUAUUUUUCGCCUGCUUACAGUCUUUGCAUAUGGGACGUAUUCAGAUUACCUGGCUGAAGCUGGGAAUCUGCCUCCCUUGACAGAAGCUCAGAAGAACAAACUGCGCCACCUGUCUGUGGUCACCUUGGCUUCCAAGCUGAAGUGCAUCCCCUAUUCUGUACUGUUGGAGCAGCUCCAACUGAAGAAUGUGCGGCAACUGGAGGAUUUGGUGAUUGAGGCAGUGUAUGCCGAUGUUCUCCGAGGGAGCCUGGACCAGCGCAACCAGCGGUUAGAGGUGGAUUAUAGCAUUGGCCGGGACAUCCGCAGGGAGGAGCUCAGUAUCAUUACCCGCACGCUCCAAGAAUGGUGCCAGGGCUGCGAAGUUGUCCUUUCAAGCAUUGAAGAACAAGUUAGCCGAGCCAAUCAACACAAAGAGCAGCAGCUGGGCCUGAAGCAGCAGAUUGAGAGUGAGGUGGCAAAUCUGAAGAAGACAAUUAAGGUGACAACAGCAGCUGCAGCAGCAGCAACCUCCCAAGACCCUGAACAGCAUUUGUCAGAACUCCGGGAGCCCGCACCGGGUACCAACCAGCGCCAGGCUAGCAAGAAGGCCUCCAAGGGCAAAGGGCUCCGAGGCAGUGCAAAGAUCUGGUCUAAAUCAAACUGACAGAACUGAUGGCUGGGGAGUUGAAACAGGUGUCCUACAUCUGGUGCUUUCUUCUUCAAUCCAGAUGUAUUUCUGUGCAACCUUGUCCCUGUGUAAAUGGUUCUGCCUUCCCAUUAUUUUCUUGUGUUUCUUACAGCUCCUUUCCUCUGCUCCUUUCUGGUAAUUUUGUUUAUACCUUCUCUAUUUUGAAUGCGCCUUCUUUCCCCCUCUCCUCCCUCCCUCCCUCCCUCUCUCUCUCUCUCUCCUUACUUUUGUUUUCUUGAAUGCAUUUUUAAGGUGCCAUGAAAUGGCUGAUGUUUAAAUUACAUUUGCACCAACAGAUUGUUGUGGUUGCCUGUGUGGAAACAAAUCUGGCAUCAAGCAGCCGCUUAAAUUCUCUGAAGAGAUCCUAGGACAUUUGCUCUGGGGCAUCCAGUUUGACAUCUCAGUUUCCUGCUUUACUGGGAUCUGUGAAAGGGAGGAGUGUUUGUGUGAGUGUUUGGGUGGAUUGUUUUUAAAAAUAGUAUAAAUAUAUAAAUCAAAAUAAAAAAGUACAGACUAUA